AUGAGCUCCAAGGGCUCGGCUGAAGCAACAAAGGGCUGCCGGAGUUGUAUGCGGCGACGCAUCCGAUGUGACCUCGGCCGCCCGGCUUGUGCAAAAUGCAUCAAAAAGGGCCUCGUCUGCCCGGGAUACGGGCGGCAUCUUCGCUGGGCUGAUGGCGUGGCGGUCCGUGGCAAACUCAAGGGCCAGAGGCUGCCCGUCGCCGGCUCAGUGCCCAUGGACAUGAGUCUAUCGACAGUCGAGGAUCCUGUUGCUGCACCGAAGCCAAGCACUACUGGUAGUAGUACUGCCGCUGCUCCUAUUCUUCCCCCUCCUUCCCCUACUACUACUACUCCCGUCCUUACUACUACGCCUGUCCCUGCUGCUGCUCCCAUUCCUGCCCCUGCCGUUGACCCUGGUAUGAAUACUUCCAGGGCUCUUCAAGUGUCCAGGCCGACUUCAAUCAGCAUCAAGUCCAUGGAAGACACCCCUGCUGCGCAGGGUUUGCUACUGAACUACACCCAGUGGGCGUCUUCACCAGAGAUCAUCGAGUACUAUGACAAAUAUCUUGCCGGACGCAUGGUCUGGGUCGACUCGGAAGAAAACGACUAUCGACGGCGGAUGCUGCCCAUGGCUGCCAACGCCCCAGGCCUUCGGUUUGCCAUUGCCGCCUUUUCUCUCUACCAUGGGCCCAUGAAGUUUCCGAGAGAGCUGGCCCGAUAUCACGAAGAGGCGCGCGACGCAUGCUUGGAUGUCGUGAGGGAACAGCUGCGAGAAAUGAAUAACCGGCUCAACAGCGGAGCCGAGCUCAACACCCGCGACGACGUUGCGAACGCGGAAUGGGUGCUGGCCUGCAUCCUCGUCAUUGCCAACUACGAGAUGGCCAAGGUCAAUUCCGAGGCGGCUGAGAGUCAUCGGCUUGCAGCAAGAACCAUCGUCAACGUGUUUGGGAAGAACGAAGCGUGCAACAAGGGCCUCUUUGCGUUUCUGAGGAACCAGCUCGCGAUCCACGACGUCCUCGGCUCGGCAACAUCCUUCGACUUGGUUGACGUUGCAGAGGCCGUUCUGCCCACAUCCAACUCUGGCGAUCACGUGCUAUUCUCCGAGUAUCUUACUUUCCUGCACCAGAUCACGCUGGCUUCGCGACGAUCCAUGGCUGUCAACGAGGCCAUUGAUGUGUCUUCUUGGCCCAAGAGCUUCACCAUAUCAGAGGUCCAGUCACGUUUCGAACAGGCGCGAGGACAGACGUUGAUGAUCGCCGGGAAGCUGCAGAUGGACCCUCCGGUCGUGCGUCGAGAUUUCAUCAGGCUGGUGGACCUAUACCAUCACGCUGCGGUCGUCUAUGCAUACAGAUGCCUGGGCUAUGCGACGCCGGACAACUUUGACUGGCUGGCUUCUGUCGCCAAGCUGUUUGACCAGCUGGGUCAAAUCGAAAACCAGUCGCUCUGUAUUCAGAACCUCCCGUGGCCCAUCUUCAUUGCAGGUACCGAGUGCCACGGGGAUGUGGAAAGGCAGCACAAGGUUACAGAAAUUCUCGAUAAAACGAUCAGAACGACGGGCUUCAAGCAGUACGAAACCAUCCGGCGCUUUUUCAACGCAUUUUGGAAUGGUCCAGAGCCGAACUGGCUACCGGUUGCACAACAACUGCAAGCGAACGGACUGAGGAUCCUCGUAGUAUAA
Trichoderma reesei QM6a is the source of this 1656-nucleotide messenger RNA. RefSeq lists its product as uncharacterized. The record is from RefSeq and is a predicted model, not a curated record. Gene Ontology annotation, cellular component: nucleus. Gene Ontology annotation, molecular function: DNA-binding transcription factor activity, RNA polymerase II-specific; transcription cis-regulatory region binding; zinc ion binding. Lineage: Eukaryota; Fungi; Ascomycota; Sordariomycetes; Hypocreales; Hypocreaceae. Bases 1 to 1656 code for a protein of 551 amino acids. The transcript is spliced from 2 exons. Gene Ontology annotation, biological process: positive regulation of transcription by RNA polymerase II.